Messenger RNA from Zea mays, 2158 nucleotides. Its product is annotated as tryptophan aminotransferase-related protein 2-like. Lineage: Eukaryota; Viridiplantae; Streptophyta; Magnoliopsida; Poales; Poaceae. The transcript is spliced from 5 exons. Gene Ontology annotation, biological process: amino acid metabolic process. Bases 542 to 2152 code for a protein of 536 amino acids. Gene Ontology annotation, molecular function: carbon-sulfur lyase activity; transaminase activity. The record is from RefSeq and is marked validated.
GCUUUGAGAGCUUCUCCCUUGUUUGCAGCGUUGCUAAGUGCUAACACCCUUCUCUCUCCCCUCCUGUCUGCUCUUCCUGUCGGUGCCCACUGCUGCUGUUCAGCUGAUACAGUCUUAAGCUCAGUUACUGCCGCCGGUUUCCAGCAAAGGCUCUCGCAGCGCACUUGUGCCUGAACCUUCAGGCCUGUGGCAGGAGAGUGUGGGGAAGCAGCACAAGAAGAAACAGUGGAAUCAGAGGGGAAGCAAAGCUCCAAGAGGGGGAGCCGUCUUCAGCCCGCUCCCAGCAGCCUCGCUCGCGGUCGUCCGCCGCUCGAUCGAGCUCGCAACCGGCGGCCAGCCUCCUCCUCCUUUGGCAAGAAGGAUUUCCACCUUUUUUUUUCUUUUUGCAAAAGAGCCUUUUUUCCCCUCCUUUUCUUCCGUUUGCUUCCCCCAACAAGCUGGGAGCUAGCUAGCGGCCAACAAGCCGAGUUCCGAGCCAGCAGGCUGUAGACCUUGGCAGCAAGCGCGCGAUCUCUCUCUCUCUCUCACUCUUUCUCUAGGCAUGCCUUCGGCGGCAUUACACCUUGGCACGUCGGUGGAGGCCGGCGGCGGCUUCCAAGGCACCGGUGCCAUGGCGCCGUCCGCGCGCCUCCUCACCCCCAAAGGCGCCGGCGCUGCGGCCGGGCCCGCGCAGGCGCAGAGUCGUCGGGAGGAAACGGCCAACGGCGGGGGCGCUGGCCCUGACCUUGCCGCACUCCGGCCCACCACCACCACCAACAGGCCGCGCGGGAAAGCCCAGGCCGGGAAGCCCAGCAGGCGGGCGCCGAUCUGGAACCUGAAGGCCGCCGUCUUCGCCUCCGUCGUCCUCAACGUAGGCCUCCUCGUCCAGCACUACGUCAGUAGCACGGCUCCGUCGCACCACCACCACCGCCAGGGGCAUCAGGCCUGCCCGAUGCAUCUAGAUGCUGGCGCCAGCCGCGACAGAAGGGGGAGGCAGGAGGAUCCGCUGUCCGUGCCCAAGGCCGGGGCGCCGUCGACGGGCAAGCCGGCGGUGACGCCGGACUCGGUGAUCAAUCUCGAUCACGGCGACCCAACCAUGUUCGAGGAGUUCUGGCGGGGGACGGGGGCCGCCGCCGAGAUCGUCAUCCCGGGGUGGCAGACCAUGAGCUACUUCUCCGACGUGGGCAACGUGUGCUGGUUCCUGGAGCCGGGCCUGGACCAGGAGGUGCGGCGGGUGCACCGGCUGGUCGGCAACGCCGCCGUGGACGGGUACCACGUCGUCGUCGGCACCGGCUCCACGCAGCUCUUCAUGGCCGCGCUGUACGCGCUGUCGCCGCCCGCGGGAGCCGGCGCCGGCGCUGCGCCCAUGAGCGUGGUGUCCACGGCGCCCUACUACUCGUCCUACCCUGCCGUCACGGAUUUCCUCCGGUCGGGGCUCUUCCGCUGGGCCGGCGACGCCAGCUCGUUCAGGGGCGACACCUACAUCGAGCUGGUGUGCUCGCCGAACAACCCCGACGGCGCCAUCCGCGAGGCCGUCCUGUCCUCCGCCGGCUCCGGCGUGGCGGUCCACGACCUGGCGUACUACUGGCCGCAGUACACAGCCAUCACCAAACGGGCCGACCACGACGUCAUGCUCUUCACCGUGUCCAAGAGCACAGGCCACGCCGGGACGCGGAUCGGGUGGGCGCUGGUGAAGGACCGCGACGUCGCGAGGAAGAUGGCCAAGUUCAUCGAGCUCAACACGAUCGGCGUCUCCAAGGACUCGCAGCUGCGCGCCGCCAAGGUCCUCAGGGCGGUCUCCGACGCCUACGAGCUCCCGGAGGCGGGAGAUGCCCGCCGCCGCCGCCUGUUCGACUACGGCCGGCGCAAGAUGGUGGAGCGCUGGCGCAUGCUGCGUGGAGCGGCCGCCGCCUCCGGCAUCUUCAGCCUGUCCGAGGAGACCUCGGCCUUGUGCAACUUCACCAAAGAGAUGGCGGUCACUAACCCUGCGUUCGCGUGGCUGCGCUGCGACAGGGAGGACGUGGAGGACUGCGCGGGCUUCCUGCGCGCCCACAGGAUACUGACGCGGAGCGGGGACCAGUUCGGAGCGGACCCGAGGUACGUCCGGGUCAGCAUGCUCGACAGGGACGACGCCUACGACAUAUUUGUGAAGCGUCUCUCGUCUCUGCGAUGAAGACGG